Molecule: messenger RNA, 5287 nt
Organism: Oncorhynchus masou masou (cherry salmon)
Lineage: Eukaryota; Metazoa; Chordata; Actinopteri; Salmoniformes; Salmonidae
Product: voltage-gated potassium channel subunit beta-2-like
Exons: 16
Coding region: 323-1438 (371 amino acids)
Biological process (GO): transmembrane transport; regulation of action potential; potassium ion transport
Cellular component (GO): juxtaparanode region of axon; extrinsic component of cytoplasmic side of plasma membrane; cytoplasm
Molecular function (GO): potassium channel regulator activity; transmembrane transporter binding; voltage-gated potassium channel activity
Source: RefSeq, a predicted model, not a curated record
UUAUCUCUCUCGCGGUAUAAUUUCUCUCUCCCCCCUCACUCGCGAUAUGCUGUUGCGCAAAAGCAGACACUGCAGGGAAGAAUACAGCAAGUGAAGGCUAGCCACCGGCAUCCCGCUUUUUCUCCGUCUUUGUCCCUCUCUCACUCUCUAAAAGAGAUCUCUGCUUACCCUUCCAUCACCACCCAUCAUCUCCACCGUCUGAGCCAGGUUGGGGUUAGCUAAACUGGGCAUUGGCAAAGGACAAAGAGGUAAGAGAUCAUAGGUGAGAGAGUGACCCCACAGCAGGCGUUCCAUCCCGCCACGCUCCCCUCCUCGUGACCUCAUGUAUCCUGAAUCCAACCAGGACUCGCCGGCGCGCCUCUCCCAUAAACAGCAUGCAUCCCCUGGCAUGAUCUACAGUGCUCGGUAUGGGAGCCAUGGGAGUCCCAGCAAGCGACAGCUGCAGUACUACAGAAACCUGGGCAAGUCUGGAUUGAGGGUGUCCUGCCUGGGAUUAGGCACGUGGGUUACCUUCGGAGGACAGAUCACAGAUGAGAUGGCGGAAGAAAUAAUGACAUUGGCCUAUGAGAACGGGAUCAAUCUGUUUGACACAGCGGAGGUCUACGCUGCAGGGAAGGCAGAGGUCGUAUUGGGAAACAUCAUCAAGAAGAAAGGUUGGAGGCGCUCCACUUUGGUCAUCACCACCAAGAUAUUCUGGGGAGGAAAAGCAGAAACAGAAAGAGGGUUGUCCAGAAAACAUAUAAUCGAAGGACUAAGGGCAUCGCUAGACCGACUGCAGCUAGAGUAUGUGGAUGUCGUUUUCGCAAACAGACCAGACCCCAACACACCUAUGGAAGAGACGGUGCGGGCGAUGACCCAUGUGAUCAACCAGGGUAUGGCCAUGUACUGGGGAACGUCGCGCUGGAGCUCCAUGGAGAUCAUGGAGGCGUACUCAGUGGCCAGGCAGUUCAACCUGAUACCCCCUAUAUGUGAGCAGGCUGAGUACCACAUGUUCCAGAGGGAGAAGGUGGAGGUGCAGCUUCCCGAGCUCUUCCACAAAAUAGGUGUGGGUGCCAUGACGUGGUCUCCGCUGGCGUGCGGGAUCAUCUCAGGGAAGUACGAUAGUGGGGUACCCCCGUACUCACGGGCCUCACUAAAGGGCUACCAGUGGAUGAAGGACAAGAUCCUGAGUGAGGAGGGGCGCCGUCAGCAGGCGAAGCUGAAAGAGCUGCAGGCCAUUGCCGAGCGACUGGGCUGCACCCUGCCCCAGCUCGCCAUCGCAUGGUGCCUGAGGAAUGAAGGGGUGAGCUCUGUGCUACUGGGGGCCUCCAGCACAGAUCAACUGAUGGAGAAUCUAGCAGCAAUACAGGUUCUUCCAAAGUUGUCGUCCUCCAUCGUUCAUGAGAUGGAUAGUAUCCUAGGCAACAAGCCCUAUAGUAAAAAGGACUACAGAUCCUAGAGGCUGCCUGAGGAACAUUGUUGGGCGGAGGUCAGCAUCUUCCUUCUUCCACGUCUGCGACCAACUUCAGUUGAACAUGACACCAGGCACCAUGGGAAAUAUAUAGCCAUUGAACCACUUGGGAAAGUCAAUCAGAGUAUCUAAAUAUAUAUAUAUAUAUCUUUCUCCCAACCCAAAGAUUUUAGAGGAGACUUGGAGACAUUUCCCAUCCAAGGAAUUGUAUUUUCACCAUUCACAGUCCUUAAAUGCACUUUGUUCAUAAACUAUUUAUUCUAAAACAGAUUCUUGAUUGAAAAGGUUCAGAAUCCAGAAUACCUUUGAAAUGGUUUUUGUCUUGUAUAGGUCCCAUAAAAUGAAUUGAUCCAGCACUCCAUUAAAGAUGCAUUGUGCAAAAUCACAAAAAUUCAAAUAGUUCGCUUAAUUUCAGUAUAUAUGACAAAACAAGCAAGUAUAGUGCAGAGAAUCACUGUAACAUCUAAACCGCUGUGAAAUAUGUUCUCCAUAACCAACAAUAUUUUCAGCUGUUUGAAGCUAGUGUGCAAAACUGAAAGUAAGACACAAAACAAAACUUAAGAACAGGAGCACAUAGAACAGAUCUGCUGCUUCUUAGACUUGCUUUCAAUGAGAAUGACAUAUCUUUAACACACAUUUCUAUGUGAAUUUGGUCAGGCCGCCCAAAAAGUUACAUAUUGCAACUUUAAAUAGCUAAUACUGAACAUUUGUUGAGAUUACCAAAGCUGAUACUAUUCCAUGCGUAGGAAAUAGAAAUAGAAUGAUGAGUGGACAUGAUUCUGUAUCUGAUAUAAAGGGCAUGUGUCCCACUACUCUGAUGAUGAGUUGAAAAAGGACAUCGAACACUUAAAUAGUUAGUAUGGUUAAACCACACCCAUUCAACUAAGGCAACUUGGGCUGCCAUCUUUUCAACUGGCAAAAAGUUGAGAUCUUGCCUGCACCCACUCUUUCUUCAGUUUACAGACUGAACCAUUAUGAGUUAUUUCUGAAUUUCACCUAGCUACAAGACUGUACAUCUGCCAGUCUGUGUGUUUUUUGUUGUUGUAAGCCUACCGAAUGGCUGGCUAUUCAUUGUAUUUCUUUACUUAUAUACCUUUACACACACACUCCCUCCCUCUGCAUCAGUGUGAAGAGGGCAGCCAUCCCAGCCGUGUACAGUAAUGGCUUUUCAGAGAGCACUCAGUGAGAAAACCCCUUGCCUCAAAACUCUGUCACAUCCUAUUGUGACUCGAUCAGGUUAAGUGUUUUUAACUUUUUACUCUCUGUAUCGCAGAAGACAGGGUCCCAGGAUUGGUCAUGCAAUUUUCCCAGAGUGCUCGAUAAAACAGCUUCCUGUGUUAUGAAGUUAUGUAACACAAAACAGAACAAACUGGCACCACCAAAAACUACUUUUCCCUUCCCGAAAAUAUAUAUGUUUGAUUAAAGUGUCAUGUUCCAUUUUCAUAAAUGCUUUCAAAGCUACAAAAUAGUGAAGGUCCAGUGGGCAGUUAUAUUAGAGUGUGUGUGUGUGUGUGUGUGUGUGUGUGUGUGUGUGUGUGUGUGUGUGUGUGUGUGUGUGUGUGUGUGUGUGUGUGUGUGUGUGUGUGUGUGUGUGUGUGUGUGUGUGUGUGUGUGUGUGUGUGUGUGUGCGUGAGCUCACUUUACCUGGUCGUGGUCACUGCUGUAGUUGGACAAGAGACAUGUUCACUCGUCAAAAGCCAAAGAGAACACCCCAACACACAUAUUACUGUACUGUAUAAUACUCAUGGCAUCUAAGUGGUUUCUGCCAGUCAGAGUGACUGUGGUUAGUUUUGAUUUCAGUCUCAAUGUCGCUUGAGAUUCAUUUAGGAAUGCUUUCAUGCAGCCGAGUCUCCUUUCCUCUGUCAUUGAAGAUGUGGGAACAUGAUAUUUGGGAAACACAGUUGCAAACAUAGUAUUUUCUGUGUUUGCAAUGUUGCAUUUACUGCCUAAUGAUGUUGUGUCCCUAUUCUAAACAUUUUUCAAAAGCAUUUGUGACCGAGACACACCGGAUGUAUCUCAUUCUAAAUGAGGUAGAGAUAGAGAUAGAAAGAGAGAAAAAGAGAGAGAGGGACAUGUCUCAGUCAAAGUCAAUGCUGCAAACCUCAGGAGUAUCUUUGUUGGGUCUUUGGCGCCACCUUCAGGUCAUAAAACAUCAAUGGCUGCAUUGAUGUUGAUGUUUCUUGUCUGAGAAAACACCCAUCCUGUCUACAAUUGGUAUUAAAACCUGAUCCAUGCUUCACCUUAACAUUUUGAGCUAUAUAUUUUGAUUUGAUAAUGUAAUUUCAAUUUGGCAAGAUAACUUGCCAUUAUAACGACAUGCUCUAACUAUGGCAAUGGAUGGUCGAUGGUAUGAUACCAUUUAGUAACAAGACAGUGAAGUCUACAGUAAAUACAAUUUUGUAACACCUUACCCUCUAGUUUGCAUAAGUAUCUAUACCCAUUGGAGUUGUGACACUGAGAUAGUUGGCCCACAUCAACUCUGCUGUCCAACCAGUUACUGAAAUAAAUAACUGGGUCUGAAAUGACUGGAACUUGAGCGUUAGGUCUGAUGAUAGUUUAAGGUAGGCUGAUGGAUGUGUUUCCAGGAUAACUUAGCCCGUAGUUCAGCACAACAUAGGCCUGCAAGAUUUAUGGGGUGUCCAGAUUUGCAGGACACCAGACAAAAAAAGUGACUGUUUAUAUAUUGCAUGGUCACCCACUAUAACACUACUCUUUAGCUAAUGUUGAUACAAAUACAGCAUAUUGUCUGAGUGUAAACCUUCAGCUUUUUUAAAGUUGUAUACCUAUGUUUUACAUGUAACAUACCUAUGUUUCGUAUGCUUAAAUUAUGUAUCUAAGGAUUACAACUGGCCUCGCCUGUAAGGCUUUUGGGCUUUCACCAAAGCUCACGACUGAGCAACAUAUAGGAAACAUCUUAUUUUAAAGACAGGUUAUAUACUGUAACCGCUCAAAUUGUACAGUUGCAUAUGUGUGUGAGUGGGUGCAUGUGUUCAUGAGUGCGAUCCUGUGUAUGUGUGUAUACUAGUAACCAACACUGCUCUCUUAUGUUUCGUACUGUGUGUUCUGAUGUUGACUUUGUGCAUUUCUCUGAGCUUGUGGUCACCAAGCCUGGUUCUACCUAGUCCCAGUGAGCUACUGCACAAGGCAUCUCUACAUCAGACUGUCACUUAGAAACAUUAAGUAAAGGAGUGUGUUGGGAGCUAGCCUGGGUGCCAGGAGAAAGAGAUGGGCACCCAAGCUAUGCGUGAGCCUCAUCCAAUGAAAAGUGAUUAUUUAGCCACAGAUCACUCUCUUUGGGUGUGUUUUAAAGUAAAUUUACAUUAUAUAACAUUUCUAUCCUUUCCAGAUUGAUGGAAUGCUGGUCAGACACAAGUAAAUGCAGCCCGAGCAUCUAGUUAAGGCACGCUAUAAAGACACACACUAUGUUGUAGAUAAGAGCAAACAUAAUCAACUAAGUAGAGUACGCUACUGUGCAUUUCAUGUAAAGGGACUAAUUCACAAGCUAUUUUAAUGGUCUUAUUUUUACACACACAAAUACUGUGCAGCAUAGGAAUCUGUAAUGUAGUCAACUGCAAGCUAUUGUACAUUUGCAAUGUCAAAAUACAUUAUGGAUUCACAGAUUCUUUCUGUACUGUAUAUAAUCUAAAUUCUGUAUAUACUGUAUGGCUGUUAGCUAUCACUUUCUGCCUUUGUUUUAUCUUCUGUUCAUUUUGCAAGCAUUGCUUACUGAAUUGUGAUUGAAGCAGACUUUAGGUGAAUUGUGUUUACAGCUUGAGAACGUAUAAAUAUUAAAAUAAAUGCUAUAAAUAAAAAUAAACGUAUUGACUUCAUACAGAA